Messenger RNA from Funneliformis geosporum, 615 nucleotides. The record is from the annotation of a GenBank genome assembly. NCBI's taxonomy places the organism in Eukaryota, Fungi, Glomeromycota, Glomeromycetes, Glomerales, Glomeraceae.
AUGUUUAAAUCUCUUACUAACUAUACUUUAAAAAUUCGUGCAUUUCAAAAAUUUAGAAAUAAUUUCGUUAUUAUUUCUAAAAGUAGAAUAACCUCUAAAAUUUUAUUUAAAUCAUUAUUUGAUGGACGUGUUUUUUCAAGGAAUUCAUUAAAACAAAAUAAUAUUUAUAAAUUUUCAUUGUUAAAAUAUUAUCAUGAUAUACCAAAAGUUCAUCGAAAUUGUUGGAAAUGUGAUUCAGAAAUAGAUUACCUUUCCUUUCAUUGUAAAAAAGAAGAUUGUGGUGUUAUACAGAAGGUGUUUCCUAACGAUGUUACUUAUUUUGAAAUAUUAGGAAUUAAAAUUGAUGGACGCUUUCAACCAUCGUAUAAUAUUGAUUCUGGUCAAUUACGAAAAAAUUUUUUGUUACUUCAACAACUUGUACAUCCUGAUAGUUAUAGUACAAAAGAUCGAAAUGAAUAUAAUUAUGCGCAACAACAAUCUUCUUUAAUUAAUAAAGCUUAUCAAGUAUUACGAGAUCCUCUUUUGAGAGCCAAAUAUAUGCUUCAAUUAAAUAAUGUAUCAAUAAGUGAAUCUGAGUCCUUACAAGAUCCAGAAUUAUUAAUGGAAAUUUUGGAU